Acytostelium subglobosum LB1 is the source of this 1089-nucleotide messenger RNA. RefSeq lists its product as hypothetical. The record is from RefSeq and is a predicted model, not a curated record. The coding region runs from base 1 to 1089 and encodes 362 amino acids. Lineage: Eukaryota; Evosea; Eumycetozoa; Acytosteliales; Acytosteliaceae. The transcript has a single exon.
AUGGCCAAAGGAACUGAUAAAGGCAGAAUACCUCUGCGCCGCCACACCUUCCCCUCCACCCUAACCGGUCUAACGAUAUCGUAUGGCUACCAUGUGAACCCUUUCAACAAGGUAUUGCCAGAGGGUCUCAAACGACUGGACCUCAGCUAUGCCCAAUAUCAUAAUGAUAGUGUCAUAACUGGUGGACUGCCAAGUACAUUGGAAACACUCAUACUGACGAGACAACACAGCUCCCAUCUUAAGCCUGGCUCACUACCACUUGGCCUCAAGUCGUUGAUCAUUGAGUCGUCCUACGAGCAUGUUUUGGAUGACACGAUACUGCCUCGAUCACUCACUCAUCUCAACCUCAAAGGCGGACACACCCAACCACUUGGCAAGCUUCCAGACAGCCUCACUGACCUAUCCAUCGAACUAUUCGGCACUGGCAUUAUUAGCCACAGACCAUUGAUCAAACUACUUUUGGAGUCAUACCAAACACUCAAUCCAGACAUUAUCUUUGAGCAUCUCAAAGACCUUACAUUCUUCAAAUUGCGCACGAGUGAUAUCUCCAGCAUCACCUCUACAAGAUUCCCAAAUCUCCGCGAUCUAAGUAUAGUAUUCCCGGACGUCACUGGCAAUGGCCUGAUAGAUCUCUCAGGUCUGCCAUCAUCAAUUAGACGUCUCACAUUGUGGGCAUUUCAUCUUCAAUCACCAUAUGGACCGAUUCCAAAUGGAGUGGAGGAGGUCAACUUAUAUGGCGAUCAUGCAUUCGACGCUGGAAUCAUCCCGACAUCAGUAACAAGCCUAUUCCUACAAGGUGUAUAUUUGACGUUGCCUGCCAAAGAAGGUGAUGCGGUACCCUGGACAAUUCCACCAUCAGUUCGCAAGCUUCAGAUCCAUUUCUCACCGACGCCAGCCAUCCACUUCUUGCCCUUGUUGCCCAUGACCAUUCAAGUAGUCGGACUAACUAUCGAUCCUAAAAAAGGAUCUGAACAACUUAGAAGGAUAUCAGAGACAGUGUUCUUCAUCAUGAUGCCAAGCCUGAUGGACAGUGGAUUCAUCGAUGUCACAACAGCCAAGUUCACCAAAGUGCUUAAAGCUGUCUCAUAA